AGCGGGAAGUCUCCAAGGCCAGCAGGGGGUGGGGAGAGAAGAUAGAUCCUGGGUUAGAGGACCCCAGGAGGACCUGGUGGGGCAGGGGGAGGACACAUGUCUGACCUACCUUUCCCCCCAGCAGAUCCAGGCUUGGGCCUGGGUCUGUCCCUGCCAGAAAUCCAUGCCGAAUUCCCUCACGGGUGGCCAGGUCCCCCCCCUUACUCUGGACACAGUUGGCCUGGUGGACCGGAGUCCGGGAAAUGCAGGUACCCGGAGCCCCGGGGCACCAGGCCUCAGCCUGCCUCUCUGCCUACCCAUCCAGCCCCUGAUCCGUCGCUCCGUGUAAGUGGGGAGGGGGCUCCCGCCCAUCUUCUGGAGAGCUCACAGGGGCUCGUGACAAUUCUGGUCAGGGCCAGACAAGCUGGAGGCCCCCUUUCCUCUCUGCUUCCUGUUCCUGCCUCUUACCCCAAACCCCUCUACCAUAGUCCCCUCCACACCCUCUCGCCCCCACGUGAGAGUAUCCUUGGCCCUCCUUCACCUUGGCUCCUGCAGGGACCCCCAGUUCUGCCCCAGUCUUGGAAGAGGGGGAAAUGGACCCCUGGGCCCUCCCUCAGCUGAAGGACACUGGCCAGUCCUGGAAAGCUCAGCCUUCCAGCUGCUGAGCGGCAAAAUGACUGGAGACAUCUUCAAGGACAACGUGGUGCUGUCCAACCCUGUGGCUGGACUGGUCAUCGGUGUGCUGGUCACAGUUCUUGUACAGAGUUCCAGCACGUCCUCCUCCAUCGUGGUCAGCAUGGUGGCCUCCAAAUUGCUGACCGUCCAGGCGUGUGUGCCCAUCAUCAUGGGCGUCAACGUGGGCACGUCCAUCACCAGCACCCUGGUCUCGAUGGCACAGUCAGGGGACCGGGAUGAGUUUCGGAGGGCCUUUGGCGGCUCGGCCGUACACGGCAUCUUCAACUGGCUCACGGUGCUGAUCCUGUUGCCGCUGGAGAGCGCCACGGCCCUGCUGGAGAGGCUCAGCGCCCUGGCUCUGGGAGCCGGCAGCCUGCGGCCCGGGGGGCGAGCGCCCGACAUCCUCAAGGUGCUCACGAAGCCUCUCACACAGCUCAUCGUGCAGCUGGACACUGAUAGGAUUGCAAGCAGUGCCACAGGGAACGCCACCAACAGCAGCCUCAUUAAGCGAUGGUGCGGCACCAGGGAGGUGAUGACUUCGGGGAACAGCAGCGGCUGCGGAUCGACCGGCUCCGGCCCCUGCCCUGACAGCAACAGCUCUACUGUGCUGCAGCAGCUGCCCUGCCACCACCUGUUUGUGGGGACGGCGCUCACGGACCUGGCCGUGGGCUUCAUCCUGCUGGCGGCCUCCCUGCUCCUGCUCUGCACCUGCCUCAUGCUCAUCGUCAAGCUGCUCAACUCUGUGCUGCGCGGCCGCGUGGCCCAGGCCGUGAGGAAGGUCAUCAAUGCUGACUUCCCCUCCCCGUUGGGCUGGCUCAGCGGCUACCUGGCGGUCCUCGUGGGCGCCGGCCUGACCUUUGUGCUUCAGAGCAGCAGUGUCUUUACAGCAGCCAUCGUGCCGCUCAUGGGGGUCGGGGUGAUCGGCCUGGAGCGGGCGUACCCUCUCUUCCUGGGCUCCAACGUCGGCACCACCACCACAGCCCUGCUGGCCGCCCUGGCCAGUCCUGCGGACAUGCUGCUCAGUGCCCUCCAGGUUGCCCUCAUCCACUUCUUCUUCAACGUGGCCGGCAUCCUGCUGUGGUACGUGGUGCCCAUCCUGCGGCUGCCCAUCCCGUUGGCCAAGCGCUUCGGGGACCUGACCGCCAAGUACCGCUGGGUGGCCGUUGCCUAUUUGCUGCUCAGCUUCCUGCUGCUGCCCCUGGCUGCCUUUGGGCUCUCCCUGGCAGGGAGCACGGUGCUGGCCGCAGUCGGGGGACCCCUGGUGGGGCUGGGGCUCCUCAUCACCCUCAUCAGCGUCCUGCAGCGGCACCGGCCGGCCUGGCUGCCCCGCCGUCUGCGGUCCUGGGCCUGGCUCCCACUCUGGCUCCAUUCUCUGGAGCCCUGGGACCGCCUGGUCAGCCGCUGCUGCCCCUGCAGGGUCUGCAGCCCCCCUCGGGCCGCUGCCAAGGAGGCCCACUGCUAUGAGAACCCUGAGGUCCUGGCCUCCCAGCAGUUGUGA
Messenger RNA from Ailuropoda melanoleuca (giant panda), 2152 nucleotides. It is a transcript of the gene SLC34A3, whose product is annotated as solute carrier family 34 member 3. Gene Ontology annotation, molecular function: sodium:phosphate symporter activity. Gene Ontology annotation, biological process: intracellular phosphate ion homeostasis; sodium-dependent phosphate transport. The transcript has 11 exons. Gene Ontology annotation, cellular component: apical plasma membrane; vesicle; brush border. NCBI's taxonomy places the organism in Eukaryota, Metazoa, Chordata, Mammalia, Carnivora, Ursidae. The coding region runs from base 653 to 2152 and encodes 499 amino acids. The record is from RefSeq and is a predicted model, not a curated record.